AUGAGUCAAAAGACGACCAUCCUCUUUAGCCUGCUGGCGGUUGCCACGGCGCGCUUCGGUCAGGAGCAGGUCCCCGUGGCCGCGGUGCAGGCCCUUUCGAACCGCGGCCAGCCCGGCGCCUCGGGCACGCUGUCGGGCGCGGUGCCUGGUGUCCUCCUCGCGGCCGCGGACCCCUGCGCCAAGCUGACGCUGGCCGACGACAUUGUCAAGCAGCUGGGCAACACGGACGACGUGGUCGCCGCGGCCAAGGGCGUCGUCGCGGCGGAGCAAAAUUUCAACCCCUUUGUCGUCGACAAGCCCAGCAUCUGCGGUGACGCCUCGCUGCCCGCGACGGCGGCCCUCCGGGGCAUCGUGCCGCUCGUCGACCCGGCCGUGGGCGGCUCCGACGUGGAGAAUGCCAACUCGGCCAAGUCGGUGGACCAGCCGUUUAACGCGGAGGGCCUAUCGGUUGCCCAGGUCAUGGACGCGCAGGGCUUUUCCAACUUUACGGUCAAGGGCGAGGCGGGCAACCAGGCCCAGAACGGGACAGGGAAUGGAGAUGGUGGAAACGCAGGCAACGGGAACACGGGCAACACGGGCAACGGCAAUGCUGGCAACGGCAACGCCAACAACGGCAACGCUGGCAACGGCAACGCCAACAACGGGAACAAUGCCGGAAGCUGUGGCGCCGGUGGAGGCAACAAGUCGAACAACGCCGGCAAGAAGAGCAAGGGCAAGAACCACAAGGGCCACGGCAACGGUAACAACAACAACGGCAAUGGCAACAACGGAAACGGAAACGCCAACAACGGCACCGUGAACAACGGCAAUGCUAACAACGGCAACGGCAACGGGAACGGUAACAAUGGAAACAACAACGCCAACAACGGCAACGCCGGAGGCAACAACGGCGCCGACUUUGGCAAAUGCACGCCCACCAUCGACUUCCAGCUGGGCCGCGCCGGGCGCAAGGCCGACGAGGGCACCUUUCUGCCGACCGACGCCCUCGUCGCGCAGGGCCAGCAGGACGCGCUCAACCCCAACAUCAUCACCAACCGUGUGUGCGACCAGCUGACCAACGUGUGCGAGGCAAACGACGCGGCCAAGGCGCUGUGCCGCGACGCGCAGGCCAAGAUCCAAGCGUCGGGCGACCGCAGCGCCGCCGCCGCAACGACGUUCAACAGCUUGCUGGGCUUCUAG
Purpureocillium lilacinum is the source of this 1179-nucleotide messenger RNA. RefSeq lists its product as uncharacterized. The record is from RefSeq and is a predicted model, not a curated record. Lineage: Eukaryota; Fungi; Ascomycota; Sordariomycetes; Hypocreales; Ophiocordycipitaceae.